UUCUCAAGGACUUAAGGGGGAGUCAUGGAGCUAUAAACCUCUGAAUGACCUCACACAUGGAGGAGGCAAGAUUCAGCCUGGCAAAAACAUAGAGAUAUUGAAGAAACCUAAUUGGAAAGAAUGCAACAGUCGGGGUUCCAGUAAUAACCCUUGAGCUGCCAUCUGCUGAAAGAGGAGAUGCGUGUGCCUCACUUACGACUUGACAAAAGAUCCUCUGGACUGUUCAUCAUCUUCAUAUUUAUCUGUGCUUCCUAAUCCCACUGCAUCUUUGGCAUCAUGGGAAGGCAGAAGAUUUUCUUGGACAAAAUGAUGCAAAUUUUCCGAAUCCGAAACCUCCUAGUACGCCAAGCUCUGGCGGAGUGCCUGGGUACCCUCAUCCUGGUGAUGUUUGGCUGUGGUGCUGUAGCUCAGUUAGUUCUGAGUGAAGGAUCGCAUGGAAUGUUCCUGACGGUGAAUUUCGCAUUUGGUUUUGCAGCUACACUUGGGAUUUUGGUGUGUGGCCAGGUUUCAGGUGGUCACUUGAACCCAGCUGUGACGUUCGCCCUUUGCAUUCUGGGUAGGGAUCCAUGGAAGAAGUUCCCUGUGUACUUUCUGUUUCAGACUCUUGGGGCAUUCCUUGGCUCUGGAAUAAUAUUUGGCAUGUAUUUUGAUGCAUUUUGGGAGUAUAAGAAGGGCAGUCUGAUUGUGACGGGAGAAAAUGGUACAGCUGGAAUAUUUGCCACGUAUCCAUCCAACCAUCUUAGUCUUAUCAACGGCUUCUUUGACCAAGUGAUUGGCACAGCAGCUUUGAUCGUGUGUAUUCUUGCCAUCGUGGACCCCUAUAACAACCCAAUCCCACGGGGUCUAGAAGCCUUUACUGUUGGCUUCGUGGUUUUGGUUAUUGGCCUUUCUAUGGGAUUUAACUCAGGCUAUGCCGUGAACCCCGCCAGAGACCUCGGACCCCGAAUCUUUACUGCACUUGCAGGCUGGGGCACUGAAGUCUUCACGGCACACGAUUACUGGUUCUUUGUCCCGAUCUUUGCACCAUUUAUCGGUGCCAUGGUGGGUGUUUUGGUGUACCAGCUGAUGGUGGGAUACCAUCUGGAGGGAGAUGCUCAAGACAGGGGACAAGCUGAGGCCCACGAAGAGAAAGUAAGGCUGAAGGCAUAUAAAGUGUCUGGGUAAAAGGGCUUUCAUGUUCCGUCUGGCAUUAAGAUCGUAUAUUCCCGCUACUCUGUGCUAAAUCCUGGACAGUAUAACUCCCAUGUUUUCUUUGGCACAUAACAUUUGUUUUGCCUUUCUAAGGGUUGUCUGUGUGCCUUGUUCUCCAUAAUUCCCUGAAUGUUUGUCUUCUCUUAUUCACUGCUUUAGAUGUAUACCUAGACAAGUCUAGACAUGGCUAAAUCCUCUACUAAACGCACAAACCACAAAAUCCUCACUUCACUUUUGACACAUAUUAGUCUUGUUCAAAACCAGCUGUGACACCACUAAGAGCAAGUCAAAACUAUUAUGAACAUGUGCUUUUCUUUUAAUACAUAAGUAUACCUAAGAGGAACAAAAAGGAAGAUUUUAGACUGGGGCCUGAAAUCUACAAAAUAAUAAAUUUUUACCAUAAUUGUACAAAAAAUAAAGAAGAAAAAAGAAGAAGACAGAAUUAGAUAUUAGAGUAAUAUUAUUAUUAAUUAUUAGAAUUUCACCUUGAUUAGAGCAAUUGCUUGCUUUUUUUGAAUGAUGCAUUUAAUGUUACAUUCAUUAUAAGAAGGAAUAACAGAAGUCCUAAGUUUUCUGUGGUUACUUUAAUGUUCUGUGUUCUGGAUACGUAUCUUUUAUUGAACUUUUUUUUUUUUUUCAAUUUGUGUUUGUUUGCACCUUAGUAAUGCAAAAAGCUUUUUUUCAUUCAUAUGUACUGUAUAUUCAUCUACAAAAAAUUUAACACAGUUUGUUGCUAAUAUUUGUAUUUUGAAUUUUUUUUGUCAAAUACAAAGUUGCAAAAUAAACAAAAUGAUCAGCAGCAUUGUCUAAAA
Molecule: messenger RNA, 2003 nt
Organism: Clarias gariepinus (North African catfish)
Lineage: Eukaryota; Metazoa; Chordata; Actinopteri; Siluriformes; Clariidae
Gene: aqp3b
Product: aquaporin 3b
Exons: 8
Coding region: 277-1164 (295 amino acids)
Biological process (GO): water transport; glycerol transmembrane transport
Cellular component (GO): basolateral plasma membrane; plasma membrane
Molecular function (GO): water channel activity; urea transmembrane transporter activity; glycerol channel activity
Source: RefSeq, a predicted model, not a curated record